UUCCCCCCCCACCCCGCGCUCUCCCAUCCCCCGGCGCGGCGGUGCCGGUGAGGCGGGCGGGGUGCGCCGUGCCGUGCCGUCCCGCCGCUGAGCCGCCCCCGCCCCUCUCUCCGCGCAGGCCAUGGUGAACCCCGGCGGCAGCUCGCAGCCGCCCCCGGUGACGGCGGGCUCCCUCUCGUGGAAGAGGUGCGCCGGCUGCGGGGGGAAGAUCGCCGACCGCUUCCUGCUCUACGCCAUGGACAGCUACUGGCACAGCCGCUGCCUCAAGUGCUCCUGCUGCCAGGCCCAGCUGGGGGACAUCGGCACCUCCUGCUACACCAAGAGCGGCAUGAUCCUCUGCAGAAACGACUACAUCAGGUUAUUUGGAAAUAGUGGUGCUUGCAGUGCCUGUGGACAGUCCAUUCCUGCUAGCGAGCUGGUCAUGAGGGCGCAGGGCAACGUCUAUCAUCUUAAGUGUUUUACAUGCUCUACCUGCCGGAAUCGCCUGGUCCCCGGAGAUCGGUUUCACUACAUCAAUGGCAGUUUAUUUUGUGAACAUGAUAGACCUACAGCUCUCAUCAAUGGCCAUUUGAAUUCACUUCAGAGUAAUCCACUACUGCCAGACCAGAAGGUCUGCUAAAAGGUCAGAGUAAUGCAGAAUGCGUGCCUUCAUCUCAAAUUUUGUUCAUCACAGAUGGAUCCCAUGUCUCCAAGUAGACAAGUCACCUUUGUAGCUAGCAUCAAUGCCAGCUCCAUACCAUUGCACCUUCUUUAUUCUUGAUUGCCCUUCCCACAUUUAUUGGUGUAUUAAAAUGACUGAAUAUGAACAUUAAGGACUCCAUGAACCUGGGCUAAUGGGAGACUAGAGAAAAUGAAAAAAGAUCCACCGGAGGACAUCUUGGGGGGGGCGGG
Messenger RNA from Calidris pugnax (ruff), 891 nucleotides. It is a transcript of the gene LMO4, whose product is annotated as LIM domain only 4. Bases 122 to 619 code for a protein of 165 amino acids. The record is from RefSeq and is a predicted model, not a curated record. The transcript has 4 exons. NCBI's taxonomy places the organism in Eukaryota, Metazoa, Chordata, Aves, Charadriiformes, Scolopacidae.